CAUCUCUCUGGCACUUUUCAUUGAUACCUCUGUCCUUUACCUGUUUGGAAUUUGACAAGAUCCAGACUCAGUGUGGCUGUGGAUUCUGAUUGCUUUGCAAAUGAUUAUUUCUUCACAAGAACUGGGUCUCCAGCAUUACUAAGACAGACCUCUGAGCACCUGGGAACUCGGCCUGCCUUGGCUACUGAGCUUGAUGGAAGAUCUGAUGUAGAUGAGUUGAUUAUAUUCCAUGAAGUGAUAGCUCAACACCAGCGAGGGUUCAAAGUACUUUUUCAGCAUCACUUCACCUGUGGACUCUUCUAAAUUUUGCUUUACUGGGGCAAAAAAAAAUCCGGGGUAAGAGGAGAUCAUUUUUAACCAGUUAGCAUCCUUUCCCCUCCCUUCCAAGUGAAUGCAAAGGAUAAGGCUGUGACUCCAUUGUACUGCACCUUUAAAUUAAAAUAGCAAAAGAAGAAAGGGACAAUGGCUCUGAGUGGAAACUGUAGUCGUUAUUAUCCUCGAGAACAAGGGGCUGCAGUUCCCAACUCCUUCCCUGAAGUCAUAGAGCUGAAUGUUGGGGGUCAAGUUUACUUCACUCGCCAUUCCACAUUAAUAAGCAUCCCUCAUUCCCUCCUGUGGAAAAUGUUUUCCCCAAAGAGAGACACAGCUAAUGAUCUAGCCAAGGACUCCAAGGGAAGGUUUUUCAUUGACAGAGAUGGAUUCUUGUUCCGUUAUAUUCUGGACUAUCUCAGGGACAGGCAGGUGGUCCUGCCUGAUCACUUUCCAGAAAGAGGAAGACUGAAAAGGGAGGCCGAGUACUUCCAGCUUCCAGACUUGGUCAAACUCCUGACUCCAGAUGAAAUCAAGCAAAGCCCAGAUGAAUUCUGCCACAGUGACUUUGAAGAUGCCUCCCAAGGAAGUGACACCAGAAUCUGCCCCCCUUCCUCUAUGCUCCCUGCUGACCGCAAGUGGGGAUUCAUUACUGUGGGUUACCGGGGAUCCUGCACCUUGGGCAGGGAGGGGCAGGCAGAUGCCAAGUUUCGGAGAGUUCCCCGGAUUUUGGUGUGUGGAAGGAUUUCCUUGGCAAAAGAAGUCUUCGGAGAAACUUUGAAUGAAAGCAGAGACCCUGACCGAGCCCCAGAAAGAUACACCUCCAGAUUUUAUCUCAAAUUCAAGCAUCUGGAAAGGGCUUUUGAUAUGUUGUCAGAGUGUGGAUUCCACAUGGUGGCCUGUAACUCAUCGGUGACAGCAUCUUUCAUCAACCAAUACACAGAUGACAAGAUCUGGUCAAGCUACACUGAAUAUGUCUUCUACCGUGAACCUUCCAGGUGGUCAUCCUCGCAUUGUGAUUGCUGCUGCAAGAACGGCAAGGGGGACAAAGAAGGGGAGAGCGGCACGUCCUGCAACGACCUCUCCACCUCCAGCUGUGACAGCCAGUCUGAGGCCAGCUCUCCCCAGGAGACGGUCAUCUGUGGGCCCGUGACACGCCAGACCAACAUCCAGACUCUGGACCGCCCCAUCAAGAAGGGCCCCGUCCAGCUGAUCCAACAGUCGGAGAUGCGGCGGAAAAGCGAUCUGCUCCGGACUCUGACUUCGGGCUCUAGGGAGUCGAACAUGAGCAGCAAAAAAAAAGCUGUUAAGGAAAAGCUCUCCAUAGAGGAGGAGCUAGAGAAAUGCAUCCAGGAUUUCCUAAAGAUCAAAAUCCCCGACCGGUUCCCUGAGAGAAAGCACCCUUGGCAGUCUGAACUUUUACGGAAGUAUCAUCUAUAG
Messenger RNA from Sciurus carolinensis (gray squirrel), 1749 nucleotides. It is a transcript of the gene Kctd16, whose product is annotated as potassium channel tetramerization domain containing 16. The record is from RefSeq and is a predicted model, not a curated record. Gene Ontology annotation, cellular component: postsynaptic membrane; presynaptic membrane. Lineage: Eukaryota; Metazoa; Chordata; Mammalia; Rodentia; Sciuridae. Gene Ontology annotation, molecular function: protein binding. The transcript has 3 exons. Gene Ontology annotation, biological process: regulation of G protein-coupled receptor signaling pathway; protein homooligomerization. Bases 463 to 1749 code for a protein of 428 amino acids.